AAAUGACACAGCCUUUUAUAUACAGGAUUUUAACUUCUGCCCCUGGCAUUGAAAGGUUCCUGUAGACCCAAAAGAGGCGUCCUACACUUUACCGUGGUCUUGUCUUUACUACUGGAAAAUAACAUUAGAAAAAAACACCUUAAGAAAACGCUUUCAUCACAUUUUAGAAGAUUCAUUUCCUCUUUUGUGGAUAUGUCAUUGAUGGGCACCUACCCAACUACAUGUGACCAUCAGGAGAGAAUAAAGGCAAUCCCUCCACAAACCACUGCAGUAUCUCCCCAGCACAACCAGGAUGCACUUGACUAUUGUCAAUCACAUUGUUCCUUUAUCGAAGAAGUGAUUUGUAAAGUUCCCGGAAGUCUCAGAAUACAUCCAUCCCUGUGGAGCAAGGAUGAUGUAAUUCAAUGGCUACGAUGGGCCGAAGAAGAAUACUCUCUGCAGAAAACAGAUGAUAGCAAGUUUGUAAUGAAUGGAAGAGCUCUGUGUAUUAUUACAAAGUUUGAUUUUAAAGUCCGUUCUCCUAGUUCAGGCGAUGUCUUGUAUGAAUUACUGCAGUGCGUUAAGAAUCACAGACGGGGGUUGGUAGGGCAAUCUUUCUUCAGCCAGUGUAUAAGUAAAAGUCCCCUUCUUCAACUUCAGACCUGCAUAAAUACAAUGACAGAAAAGACUCAGUUACCUUCAAAAACUAUACAUCCGGCUGCUACAGAGGAUGAUCAACCUCUCAAUCUAUGCCAAAGGACACAAGGAACAGAAAAUAAGCAAAGCUCUGCAGAACACAUUAACUAUAUGGAUGGGAAAAUAAAGGGUUGCAGGUUCCUGUGGGACUAUUUGCACAAACUUCUUGAUGACAAGCGCUAUGAAUCAUACAUUAGGUGGGAAGAUAAAGAACUGAAAAUCUUCAGAGUGGUGGAUCCAAACAAGCUUGCUACAUUCUGGGGAAAUCACAAGAACCGCCCAAAUAUGACCUAUGAGAAUAUGUCAAGAGCCCUGCGACAGUACUACAAAAUAAACCUUUUGAAAAAAGAAUCUGGAAAGAAGCUAACCUUUAGGUUUCUUAGGUCACCUAGAGAAAGACGUCCAUCUCAAGACACAUGUGACCCUAAUGAGGAUGUGAUCACUUUUUCACCUUGAUAUAUUUUAGGGAAUGUUUAACGUCUGGAAAUUAUUUGUAUGUAACUAUAAAGCAGACUGUGAAAGUAUCAGACUACACUAAUUUAUUACACUACUUGGUCACUGAUACAAACCAUGGGAAUCCUUGUCUUCCUUAAGUGCUGCCUGAGGCAAUCGCCUCACCUCGCCUCAUUGGUGGUGCACCCCUGAUGAGGAGCUCCUAACUCUCCCAUAACAGGUGAUGUCGGGGGCCUAAUUGUUAGCGAGAUAUCAGUUCUCUACUAUAAGGACUGAAUACAGUGUUCAUGUGCAGGUGGCUACAAGUGACUUAUUAUUUCCUAUGAACUCAGAGAACAAAACAUAUGCUAUUCACAUAGCAAUGUAUAUUAUGUUAUCUGCUCACAAAAUAAAAUAAUAAAAAGAAAUAGUAAUAAAGUUGU
Molecule: messenger RNA, 1550 nt
Organism: Bufo bufo (common toad)
Lineage: Eukaryota; Metazoa; Chordata; Amphibia; Anura; Bufonidae
Product: transcription factor ETV7-like
Exons: 8
Coding region: 193-1131 (312 amino acids)
Biological process (GO): regulation of transcription by RNA polymerase II; cell differentiation
Cellular component (GO): nucleus
Molecular function (GO): sequence-specific DNA binding; DNA-binding transcription factor activity, RNA polymerase II-specific
Source: RefSeq, a predicted model, not a curated record